Messenger RNA from Drosophila ananassae, 3259 nucleotides. Its product is annotated as formin-like protein 6. The transcript is spliced from 4 exons. Bases 770 to 2557 code for a protein of 595 amino acids. The record is from RefSeq and is a predicted model, not a curated record. Gene Ontology annotation, cellular component: ESCRT-0 complex. Gene Ontology annotation, biological process: protein transport to vacuole involved in ubiquitin-dependent protein catabolic process via the multivesicular body sorting pathway. Gene Ontology annotation, molecular function: protein binding. NCBI's taxonomy places the organism in Eukaryota, Metazoa, Arthropoda, Insecta, Diptera, Drosophilidae.
GGUUUUAUUGGUUAGCUCAACCCGAAGCGUUGGUCACAUUGCAAAACGUUUCCAAAAGAGCAACAACGCGUCGCGGCGUAGUAAAAGUUAAAAUAAAGAAAAUUAAUUAAAUUACUUAAUACGUUUGUAUCAGCCAAUCCGCAGCCCAACGUAGAACGCUGGUCACAAACAGUGUCAGAGCGUCCCUGAAGUAACAAUCGAUUUCGUUGUACUCGUCAAGGCAAUUUUGUUGCAGUAGUGUGUGUGCGUGCCUGUAAUUAAACAAAAGUAUUAAGAAAAAGUUUCAUAUUUUGCAAUCUGCCUGGUUGGCUGCGAAAAUAGUGCGCUUGUCGCAGUAGCUGCUCCAGGUGCGUUCUAGGCGCACUUCCUUCUUGUUUUUCGGAUCCGCUACCUCAUUUGCAGCUGCUGCCAGCUAGUUGUUGUUGCUGCAGCGACAUACCCGCACACCUCUCUCUCGUUAACUACCUUGAGUGCGAGAGAGGGAGAGGGCGAAAGAGUGCAAAGUUGAUGCCGUUCAACUAAGCUCCCCGUGCGUGCGUGUGUGUUUGUGUGUGUGUGUGCUUUAAUGGACAUCGACGGCCACAACAAAUUAGUUGACUCAGUGUGAGUGCGCGGCAUUAGUCACUUCGGUCUUGGCUUUUGUCUUUUUGUCAGCCGACCUCCAGGCAGCCCCCACCCCGCCCAGCGGAGCGCAUCGCCAAGUCGCCGCACCGAAGAUCGCACCAACACGGAUCGGAUCUGGUCGAGUCAGGCCUCGUCAAAAGGCAGCAUGACCAUUCCUUCGAGGCCAGCGCCCGCACCGCCCGGCUCACGUGGCCAGAGCGCCGCCGCUGGAGCCAACGCUAGUCUGGAACAACUGCGCGUCCAGCUGCAGCAACAGCACUUGCAGCAGCAGCAGGCAGGCGGAGGACUCCAGAAGCUGAACAUCAAGCUCCCGCCGCCGCCCAAGGGCCCCCUGCAGUCGCAGAACUCGAUCCACAGACGGAUCAACAACAUCAACAACAAUAACAACGAGCCAACCGGGUCGAGCAUCACCCGGAAGUUUCCUCAGGCGCGCUAUACCCCAGCCACCAACUGGGACGAUGAUCCUUUCGUUUCUAACGGGAAUGAUCGAUUCAAGAAGAUGGCACCGCCACGACCGCCGCCACCGAAGGUGCUGGUUAAUGGGCAGAAGAUGACCCCAAACUCCACCUCAACGGCAGCGACGAACGGGGGCGGUAUCAAUCUCAUCUCGAACAUCUUCCACCGCAAGAAGUCAACGUCGACGGCAGCGGCCGCUGCUUCCAAGGCCGCAGCGCAGAGUCGCGUCUACGGUCUGAGCAGCGGUCAUUCCGAAACGACAGCCACGGCCAGUGGGGGCACUUCCGCGGCCAGCUACAACGAUGGCGACUGGAACGCCGCCUGGAACACGGCCACCACCGUCUCCACCACGACUACGAGCAGCAGCAACAGUAGGAGCCAUUACUCCUCCCAGCAGAUGAGCACGGUGACCGAAGGGGCGCUCAUCAGCUUCGACUCGCCACCUUCGUCUCCCACCUUCACCCAAAAGUCCAACAGCGACUGCGUAAGCGUGGAUAGCUUCAGCUCGGACAGCAACUUCAGUUCGCCCAACAAUGGCAGCGUGUCGCAACCCGAGAGUGGCUUCGAGGACGAUUACCACCGAUCGCGCCCGUCCACCCAGAGUCCGCUGGAUCCAUGGGAGGCGGUGGACGCAUUUCAUGCUAAUGUUGGCAGCGGGGUCGACAGCUUUGGCACCGCUCCGGUGCGCCAGACAUAUCAAUCGGUGCCGUCUCGUAGCUCCGAUAAUCCCCUAUGUAAUGGCAAGAGCCUGUUGCCCCCCACCCAAUCGCUAACGAUGCCCACUAUCAUCAAGCCGAAGAUAUCGGCUAAGCCAAAGGCGCCAAAGCCCCCACCGUUUAUCGGGGGCCUUCCGCCGGGAUAUGGGGGGUCUGAUACGCCGCCAUCUCCUCCGAUGCCCAAAGGGGCGCCGCCGCCGCUUCCGCAGAGUGCUAUCUCGAUGCUCGACGUCAUAUCAGGAAAGGUAGAUGCUACAGCGCUCUCCAACGGCGCCCAGGGUUACAUUCAGGAGGAAGUCGUGCCUUAUGCCAUUGCUCUGUACAACUUCGACGGCGUUGAGGAGGGGGAUCUAAGCUUUAGGGAGAACGAGAAAAUAUAUCUGCUGGAUCAGCCAGCGGAAGAAUGGCUGCGUGGUCGUUCGCGAUCCGGCUGCGAAGGCAUCUUUCCGGCCAACUAUGUGGAAGUUAUAGUGCCAUUGGGGUCAGUGGGUCAUCAAAGCUCUGCCAGUGGCGCAAGUUCGGGAGCUGCAGCACCCGCUGCUACCACCUCGCAGCAUCAACAGAAUCGCAUGCCCACCGCCUAUUGUUUGUACAACUUCCCCGGCGAGGUCGAAGGAGAUCUGGCUUUAAGGGAGAACGAAUUGGUAACACUGCUUUAUAAAAUAAACGAUGAAUGGCUGUUCGGCGAGGUGGACGGGCGUCAAGGGCAGUUUCCGGCCAAUUUCCUGGACCAAGUGCCCGAUAACUUGCCCACACUUUAACCGCAACCAUUCGAAGCCUGACAUCCUUGGCGACAUUUGGUGAACACACUACGAGCCAUGUCGACAAGUGAUGGGAAGACGUCAAGCGAACUGAAACAUAUACACGCAUAAUAUUAUAUAAUUGUAUUUUUGCUAUAUCUUGUGCGAAAAAUAUUACGAUACGAACCUAGUCUAGGAUAACUAAUUUGUAAGAAAACCAAAAGAUGUUUUAUUGGAACCAAUCGAGCAUAUUGCCUUCUCCCCCUGUCCCAGCCGACACAGGGGAGUGAUUCACCGAUUCUAUGUUUAACCCGUGAAAUAUUUGUUUUUUUUUCUUUCUAAAAGAUCCGAUGUUCAUGUAUUAUUCGAUUAUUUGCUGAUCCCUUAAGUAUUUAACCCCGCCAGUUUACCCGUUUACUGAAUGAUGGCAACAAAUGUAUAUAAGAUAGUCUCUACGUGAUUUAUACUAAUGUUUAUUUAAAUCGAGUUUAAUUAGCUGCUUAGUUAGGCACAUGUUAUGCUUAGUUUACCAAUUCCAAUUUAUACAGCAACGUGUUUAAUUGUACGAAUUAUUAUGUUCGAGUGCUCGAGUUAUUUGUGGAAGGACCUAUUUGUCUAUGGAAGAGUGCUAACCACACAAUCAGUAGGAAUUCACCUAUCAAAUAUAGAAAUAUCCUAGUAUCAAAGAAGAAGAAUAACUGAAAUAAAUGAUGAUAUAAAAUA